Molecule: messenger RNA, 1981 nt
Organism: Arabidopsis thaliana (thale cress)
Lineage: Eukaryota; Viridiplantae; Streptophyta; Magnoliopsida; Brassicales; Brassicaceae
Product: Sec14p-like phosphatidylinositol transfer family protein
Exons: 6
Coding region: 792-1676 (294 amino acids)
Biological process (GO): intermembrane lipid transfer
Source: RefSeq, marked reviewed
AUUUGGUCCAACGCCAAUACUGAAAAUUAAUGUUAUUAAAGUAAAUCAUAUUUAUUAUUUUCAACCAAUGGGGCCUUUCACAAUAACAAACAAAGGGCCAGCUUUAAAGUUUUAUUGAAAUUUUACAUGCCACAUAAAUUGGUUAAAAUACAUUUUCUUCACGUUUCUCGCUUUUUAAGUCCCUUUGAAGUGGGAAUGAUACUCGCGUGACGACCAAACUCCAUCGAGCCUCUCUCUCUCUCUCUGUGAUCAGUUUAAUCUACUGAAAGAAAGAAAGAAAGAAAGAAAGAUCCGUAUUAUUAGGUAAGAAUGAGAUUCCCUUUUACGUUUCGAUUUUGAUUCGUUUGUGUUUGAUUCUCGAUCGUUUUGCUUCGAUUUAGCUUCCUUCUGUUUUUACAAGUCUCUCUUGAUUAGAAAUGUUUAGGUUUCAAUGUUUCAUGAUCAUAUUUAGAAAAAAGUUUCAUGGUGACCAAAAAAGAAAGAAAAUUUUGAUGGCUGAGAGAUGUCAGAGUCUUGUUUUGUUUUUUUGAUAAAUUCUCUGUUUGUGUGCUUUUAAAAAGUCAAAUAUAAGAAAUUCUUUGAAUCAUUUAAAGCCGUAUUUAUGUCCUUUUGACAAGUCGAUUUAAUGCUUUCUAGAAGAGAGUUUAUCAGAUGUUAAGAAGAUUCAAAGUUGGAUUAUAACGAAAAUUUGUAUACCUCAUUAGAGAUUUUUCAAGUGGUAAAUACUAAUAGAAUUCAUGAUCCCGUUUUAGAUGCUUCGAAGCUGUCUCAAGAUUGUUGUUUAAUUAAACAUGUUCAGAAGAAGGAAUGCUCACCAACUCGACAAUGAUGAUUCUCAACAAGAUAACAAGGUUAGAGAAUUGAAAUCCGCGAUAGGACCAUUAUCGGGACAUAGUUUAGUUUUCUGCUCUGAUGCUUCCUUGAGGAGAUUUCUAGAUGCUCGUAAUUGGGAUGUGGAAAAAGCCAAGAAAAUGAUCCAAGAGACUCUUAAAUGGAGAUCAACUUAUAAACCUCAAGAGAUCCGUUGGAAUCAAGUAGCACAUGAAGGUGAGACCGGAAAAGCUUCAAGAGCUAGUUUUCAUGAUCGACAAGGUAGAGUAGUGCUUAUAAUGAGACCAGCCAUGCAGAACUCAACAUCACAAGAAGGUAAUAUCAGGCAUUUGGUGUAUCUUCUUGAAAAUGCAAUCAUAAAUCUUCCCAAGGGACAAAAACAAAUGUCUUGGCUCAUUGAUUUCACUGGUUGGUCUAUGGCUGUUAAUCCUCCUAUGAAAACAACACGCGAAAUCAUUCACAUUCUACAGAACUAUUACCCUGAGAGACUCGGUAUCGCCUUUCUCUACAAUCCACCAAGACUCUUCCAAGCAGUCUACAGGGCUGCUAAGUACUUCUUGGACCCACGUACAGCUGAAAAGGUGAAAUUUGUGUACCCAAAAGACAAAGCAAGUGAUGAACUGAUGACGACACAUUUUGACGUUGAGAAUCUCCCCAAGGAAUUCGGAGGUGAAGCAACACUAGAGUAUGAUCAUGAAGAUUUCUCACGACAAAUGUAUGAAGACGAUCUCAAAACCGCAAAAUACUGGGGACUAGAGGGGAAGCACUAUCCGAAAACAAACGGUUUCUCUCCAUCCGAUGUUGUUCCUGAGCCGGCGAUAGAAAUCGCAUCAGCAGCUAGCUGAGAGUUGAACGAUAUAUACACACAAGAGCAAGAAGAGAAGAAGAAUAAAAGGGUUAUUCUCAUUCAUAGAAGAAAAGCCAAUAGAAUGUGCUGGUUAACUUGAUGAUCAAUAAAGUUUCAAAUAGUCUUUGCCUCUUUUUCUUAUUAGUGAGCCAAACACUUUGUAACGUUUUUAAUUAGCAGAGACUAUCCUGUAUGUGUGAGAGAAUAUUGUUACCAUGUGUAAUACUACUAGUUUUGUGUUAUUAGUUGAAGAUAUGAGAUUAUCCUUUUAGUUCUAUUGUUUCUCAAGUUAAAUACAGUUAU